This is a messenger RNA of Lithohypha guttulata, 1890 nucleotides long. RefSeq lists its product as uncharacterized. The record is from RefSeq and is a predicted model, not a curated record. The transcript has 3 exons. Lineage: Eukaryota; Fungi; Ascomycota; Eurotiomycetes; Chaetothyriales; Trichomeriaceae. The coding region runs from base 1 to 1890 and encodes 629 amino acids. Gene Ontology annotation, molecular function: flavin adenine dinucleotide binding; NADP binding; N,N-dimethylaniline monooxygenase activity.
AUGGCCACGGCAGAGGUUCUUCCGAAUGUGAAGCACAUCGGUCCAACUUCCAAUAAGGCAUAUCCUGAGACAAAAGUCGAGGAAUUUCGUGACCCUGCUAACUUAGCCUUCGAUCCUGCUGAGCUUGCCGCAAAGUACAAGGAGGAGCGAGAUAGGCGCCUGGCUGCUGGCGGUGGUCUCGCACAAUACAGAUUUGCAGAUGGUGACCUAAGCCACUACUUAAUAGACCCUUGGGUAAAACCCGGUUUCCAGAGAGACCCCAUCGACGAGAAUGUCGAGGUCGCAAUCAUGGGCGGUGGAUAUGGAGCUCAAUUAGUCGCUGUUAGACUGAUCCAGGCUGGUAUCACGAACAUCAGGAUGAUUGAGAAAGCUGGCGACUUCGGAGGCACAUGGUAUUGGAACAGAUACCCAGGCGCUCAAUGCGAUAUAGAAUCGUACAUCUACAUGCCUCUGCUCGAAGAACUCGACUAUAUGCCUACUGAGAAAUACGCACAUUCAAAAGAACUUCUGGAACACGCCGAGCUAAUAGGACGUCACUGGGACCUCUACUCCAAAGCGCUCUUUCAGACCGAGGUUCACAGCAUAACGUGGGACGAGGAAACCAAGACUUGGUUGACCAGGACGAGUCGUGGCGACACAAUCCGCUCCAGAUACGUGGUUCCGGCAGCAGGACCUUUACACCGUCCUAAGCUUCCAGGCUUGCCCGUUGAAAAAUUCCGAGGUCACAGCUUUCACUCAGGCAGAUGGGACUACAAAUAUACAGGCGGUGACAACCUCGGCAAUCUUACGGGAUUAUCGGACAAGCGAGUUGCAAUUAUUGGAACCGGAGCUACAGCAGUUCAAAUCGUGCCCCAUCUCGCAAAUCAUGCUAAAGAAGUCUACGUCUAUCAGCGGACGCCUAGCUCCAUUGAUGUCCGGGGGAACACUCCGACUGAUCCAGAAUGGGCCAAGUCUUUGAAGAAGCCAGGUUGGCAGAUGGAGCGAAUGGAAAACUUCGACACGAUUGUUAAUGGCGGUAUCGUGGACAAUGAUAUGGUAAAGGACGGGUGGACCGAUAUUCUGCACAAAUUACUGGCAAGAGGCAAGCCUACCGAUGACCCCAUGAAAGCUGCUGCCGAUCGGCAAGUAGCUGAUUUUGAGAAAAUGGAACAAGUACGAGCACGAGCAAGUACAAUCGUGAAGGAUCAAGCGACAGCAGAAUCAUUGAAGCCAUGGUACAAUCAAUUAUGCAAGCGUCCUUGCUUCCAUGACCAAUAUCUACACGCCUUCAACAAGCCGAACGUUCGCCUAAUAGACACAAGAGGUCAAGGUGUGCAGGACAUCACUGAACGUGGCGUAGUCGCGAACGGGGUGGAGAUCGAAGUAGAUUGCAUUAUCUAUGCUACUGGCUUCGAGCUCGCAUCACAAGUCUCUCAUCGAUGGAACUGCCAGCUCUACGGCCGCAAUGGGCAGACUUUAGACGACAAAUGGGCUGAGGGUGCCAAAACUCUUCAUGGCUGGACGACACGAAAUUUUCCAAAUUGCUUCCUGGUCAGCAUCGUGCAAGCAGCACUAAGCCCCAAUUUCCUGCAUGUUACUGGCGAGCAGGCCAAGCAUUGUGCAUAUAUCAUAAGUGCCGCGAAUACAAGAGGUAUCCAGACUUUUGAGCCAACUGAAGAAGCAGAAGAGAAGUGGACUGAGACGAUUGUUGAGCUCAAUCAAUUGCGGGCUGCAUUCCUCAAAGAAUGUACCCCAGGUUAUUACAACAAUGAAGGUCUACCGACAGACAUCAGAGCUGCCAGAAGUGCGACCUACGGUGCCGGCAGUCCUGCAUUCCAUAAGAUACUGCGAGACUGGCGGACGAAGGAUGAUCUUGAGGGUUUAGAUCUGCGAUACGCAGCUUCCAGUUAG